GGUUUUAAGGAUUAGGUCUAGGUAGAAAGCGAGCAAAUGGCGCUCGCGCUGUUCUUCGCCCCAGAUCUUCCUCCUCUGGCAGCGAUCGCAGCGGCGGCAGUGGGCGGCGUAACGAUCGAUCCGGUUUCUAGCCUCCCUGAGGGAUCCAAGCCGCAGCUAGCGCUGGAAUCCGGUGACAGGCUACUGGGAUUGAACACGCUGGUGCGAUUUUUCGGGCGAUUGAGCUCGCUACACGGAUUCUAUGGCGUCGAUCCGGUCACUGCUUCUCAGGUAGACGAAUGGCUGGACUAUUCACCGAAGUUUAGCGCUGGUGCCGAGUUUGAGGAGUGUUGCCACUACGCCAAUUCCUAUCUAGCGAUGCGUACCUUCCUGGUGGGAUACACUACCACUGUCGCGGAUAUCACGAUCUGGUCAUCUCUCGCUGGUGGAGGCAAGAGGUGGGAGAGUAUGAAGAAGUCUGCAAAGUUCCCACAUCUUUCACGCUGGUAUGACGCCAUUUCAGUCGAUCGUCCGAUACUCCAGGAACUAGCUUCCAAGUACGUUGGGAAAAGGGGACUGGGAAGGCCCGUCUCUGUUGAAGCGAAGCCAGUAGGAGCCGCAGCGGCUGGAGCUCCAAAGAAAGGGAAAGCCGACGUCCAGCAGACUGAGAAGGCCCAGAAGGUCGAAGGCUCGUUCGAGAUAUCUUUGCCGGGUGCCGAGAUGGGAAAGGUGUGCACUCGUUUUCCACCGGAGCCUAGCGGCUUUCUCCACAUCGGGCAUGCGAAGGCUGCGUUUCUCAACGAGUAUUUCGCGCGGAAGUACGGAGGGAAGCUGAUUGUGCGGUUUGACGACACGAAUCCGAGCAAGGAGAAAGACGAGUUCGUGACGAAUAUAAUGCAGGACCUGGAGACUCUAGAGAUCAAGCCAGACGAGGUCACGUACACGUCCGACUACUUUCCCGCUCUAAUGGAAAUGGCAGAGAAGCUGAUCAAGGAAGGGAAAGCCUAUGUCGACGACACUCCCAGGGAGGUGAUGCAGAAGGAAAGGAUGGACGGGAUCGAGUCGAAGCGCAGGAAUCAGAAUGUGGAAGAGAACUUGGCGUUAUGGAAGGAGAUGGUGGCAGGGACGAAAAGGGGCCUGAGUUGCUGCUUGAGGGGAAAACUCGACAUGCAAGCACUGAACAAGACGCUGAGAGACCCUGUGUACUACAGGUGCAACCCGGAGGAACACCACAGGGUGGGCUCGAAGUACAAGGUGUAUCCAACGUAUGACUUCGCAUGCCCGUACGUGGACAGCACCGAAGGAGUCACUCAUGCGCUUCGAUCCAGCGAAUAUCACGACAGGAACGAGCAGUAUUACAGAAUCCUCGCGGACAUGGGUGUAAGACCGGUCCAUACGUGGGACUUCAGCCGUCUCAACUUCGUCUAUACACUUCUGAGCAAGCGGAAGCUGCAGUGGUUUGUGAGCCAGGGCCUCGUGGAAGGCUGGGACGAUCCGCGCUUUCCUACAGUGCAGGGCAUGCGAAGGCGUGGCCUGACUGUUGAGGCACUGCGCCGCUUCAUCCUUUCACAGGGCGCGUCAAAGAAUCUGAACCUGAUGGAGUGGGACAAGCUAUGGACGAUCAACAAGCAGAUUAUCGACCCGGUUUGCCCGAGGCACACGGCGGUCUUGAAGGAUGGAAAGGUUCCACUCACUUUGCGAGACGGACCAGAGACGCCAUUCAUCCGGAUCAUACCUCGGCACAAGAAGUUCGCGGGAGCAGGCAAGAAGGCUACCGUUUUUGCGAACACCAUCUUAAUCGACAAAGCCGAUGCGGAAGCAAUUCACGAGGGGGAGGAGGUGACACUCAUGGACUGAAACACCAUCAUCGAGAAGAUCGACAGGGAGGGGGACAAAGUCACUGGCUUGUCCGGGGUGCUGCAUCUCGAGGGAUCGGUGAAGACCACCAAGCUCAAGCUGACAUGGCUCGCGGAUCAUCCGGAGCUCGUGGAUCUCAACCUCGUUGAGCUUGACUACCUUAUCAGAAAAGAGAAGAUGGAGGAGGAGGACGAGCUGCUUAAUGUGUUGAACCCGGUCACUAAAAUCGAGGUGGCAGCGGUGGGCGAUUCCAACAUGCGAAACCUCGCCAAGGGGGAGAUUAUUCAGCUGGAGAGGAAGGGGUACUUCAUCUGUGACGCGCCGUACGUCCGAUCGACGAGUCCGAUUGUGCUCAUCAGCAUACCAGACGGGCGCCAGCGCCCUCGACAGUAGUCCAAGCAAACGUGACAAACGUAAGAGUAUUGGUUUACAAUUGCUCACAUAUCGAGAAGGAGGCUAUGUCGUCAGGCAGCGAUCUUGUGGUGGAUUUAAGGUUGACCCUUGCUGGGAGCUGUUCGACGAGUAAGAGGUUCUUUCCAGGUCGCCGGUUGGAUGGAAUAGUAUUUCGCUUCACAGACUGGAUGCGUUUUUUUGUAGUUUUUUCUUCCUUGUUUGACCACACCAGUCAAUGAAGUCAAAGUAAAGUCAAUGGAAAGUCAAUAAAGUUUCUGCAAA
Messenger RNA from Selaginella moellendorffii, 2511 nucleotides. RefSeq names its product glutamate--tRNA ligase, cytoplasmic. Gene Ontology annotation, biological process: glutamyl-tRNA aminoacylation; translation. NCBI's taxonomy places the organism in Eukaryota, Viridiplantae, Streptophyta, Lycopodiopsida, Selaginellales, Selaginellaceae. The record is from RefSeq and is a predicted model, not a curated record. Gene Ontology annotation, molecular function: glutamate-tRNA ligase activity; ATP binding. Gene Ontology annotation, cellular component: cytosol; methionyl glutamyl tRNA synthetase complex; cytoplasm.